Messenger RNA from Paramecium octaurelia, 1593 nucleotides. The record is from the annotation of a GenBank genome assembly. Lineage: Eukaryota; Ciliophora; Oligohymenophorea; Peniculida; Parameciidae.
AAACCAUGUAGCAAAAAUCCAUCAAUUUGGUACAUAGAAGGUUCAAAUUUCCUGAAAUAGAGGGCUCCAACAAAUCAAAUCGCUCAAAAGGCUCACCAACUUCAAGCAGAAAUAAUACAAGUUAGGAAAGAGAUCUCUCAAUUGAUGGUGGAAAUUCAAUCUAAGUGUUUAAAAUAAGAAAUCUUCAAGUUUCUGAAAGAAGUGAAACUCCCAAAGAAGAUAAAAUUUUUAGCAUGAGCAAGAGUACUCGGCUCAGAAGUAGAUAAGAACCAAAUGAAGAUUAUACUGAACACAAUUAAUAGGAAUUGAUUUUGCCAAAAAUUUAUUCUCCAAUUAUAACUCCUAGUAAAACUGUUGUUUCCAAAAUGAAAGGAUCUAUAUUUAAACCCCUUCUAAAUAGACAAGAAAGUAUUGAUCAUCUAAUAAAUAUCAAAUUAUAACCUAAAAUUCAUGAUUAAUUAAAAAAAGGAGUAAAUAUUAAAUGCUUGUAUUUAUCAUAGCGAACAGAUGUCUAAAUAAACAAAAUCAUUGUUUUAAAUUUUGAUAGUAUUUAUAAAUAUCAAUAAAGGUUUAUUGCUUAGAAAAAGAAAAUCCUUUUGGGAACAGCAAAAUGAGAUAACAAUGUGUUCGUAAUUAAUUGGAUCAAAAUGUGAUAAUUCUUAUUGCGCUUGUGUAUUAUCAAAGGAAUUGAAAUCUACAUUAUUUACGUAAGUUAAGUGGAAUAUUUAGAUUAUCAAAAUAAUUUUACAUAGUCUUUCUUUUUGAAUGUUCAAUCAGAGGUUAAGUGUGGUAAUAAUAUCUAAUUGAAAGUGGAUUCCCAAUAGAUGCUAUCUACAGCAUAUAGUAAAUAAGACUAACUGGUGGGGGAAUUAAAAUGAAAUAAAUAAUUUCUAACUUUGGAAGCUCUGAUAUCAAACUGCUAUUAUAUUUUGGGACUAUUGAUUGUGAAUCCGAAAAACUUAAUAUUCCUUAAGAGUAAUUUUAUUAUCAAAUACCGAUUGUUCAAGCCAAAAUCAGUUUAUAAAUAUACUUGUUAUAAUUGCAAAAAUCGAAAUCCUUAGAUUCCAAACUAUUAUUUGAAAUUUGUAUGCUUAAUUGCGGCAGGUCUGAAAAUUUCAACUUUAAAAGACAUAUUUCUGUAGUUAAUUAUGACCUAGAUCCAAUAAUAAAAUAAAUGAUUUAAAUGGAGGAAGAGGAUUUCAUUCAGAAUCAUAUUUACAAAAAUUUGUACUUAUACAUAAUAAUCUUAAUAGAAAGUAAGAUGAAGAAGAUUAGGUCCAAACUGAAGAGGAAGAAGAGUAAGAAGAGGAUGUUGAUUAAAAAAAUGCAUUAUUGAUUUGGUUAUACCAAACUAAAAAGUUGCUUUUGGAUUAUUUUAAAAGUCUAAAUAAUGAGGAUUAAACUUAAAAUCCAAUUAGCAUGAUAGGGGAUGUCCUUAGAAGAAAUACAGCGAUCCAAUAGAAUUAUAUGUUUGAAGAUUACGAGAAACAGGCAAAACGAUAUAAAUUGUACAAAGAACUAUAAGCGUCAACUACAGCCUAAACUAUUUGUAGAAAAUAAAUUUAAAUUGAUUGUCUAAUUAUCUAUGAUUGA